Molecule: messenger RNA, 168 nt
Organism: Entrophospora sp. SA101
Lineage: Eukaryota; Fungi; Glomeromycota; Glomeromycetes; Entrophosporales; Entrophosporaceae
Source: the annotation of a GenBank genome assembly
AUGUCCAACCCCGUAAAUCACAAUAUAUCCACAAGUGAAGCAAAGGAAGCACUUGGAAACGAAAAUAUGUUGGAAACUUUAACUGAUUUCAUAAUUAGAGCGUCAGAAAUUCUAGAUAAUUAUGUCGAGUUAAAAUAUAAUAAAAAUGAAGAAAGUACAACAUCUUAA